GAAGAGGACAGGACGGGACAGGAGAGUGUUUAUCACACAGCAGCAGCAGCAGGACUCCGAGUGAGGACACAGCUGUCUGUAGGACAGGAGUUACCUGGGGACAGGUCUGAUCCAUUCUGAUUCCGGGUUCUCACAUGACGCCGAGACUAAGAGCGUGAGCGGAUUGGACGCUUUUGGACCAACGGGAGCUUGCAGAAACGUCCACAUGCAGGUCUCCCAGCAGCUUCACGAUCUACCUUUAAACAGAAUGCAGUGAUGUCACAGUAAUGGCGUCGGCUGUGGCCAAUAGGAGUCGAGAAAACCAGUCGCUGGUCCCGAAGGGCGUCGACCCUGAGACAUGCAUGAUCGUGUUCAAGAACCACUGGGCUCAGGUGGUUAAGAUCUUGGAGAAACAUGACCCCUUGCGCAGCAGCGGAGCCUCACUCAGCCUCGCGGUUGGAGUUAGCGCCUUCAGAACUCACGGUCCCCGGCACGGGACGAUCCCACUGGACGAGGCGAGCACGGUGCAGAACUACGUAGAGCACAUGCUCCUCCUUUUGAUGGAGGAGGAGAGCGGAGUGGGCGGAGCCAUGGGUCCCAUUUUGGAGUUCGUUAUCAUGGAGAACGUGAUGGAGCGCUUGUUCGUGUGGAGCCUGAGACGCGAUUUCACCGAGCAGUCGAAGUUAGAGCAGCUCAAGAUGUACGAGAUGCUGAUCGGUCAGGCCAAGCAGCCGCUGUUGCAUCACAAGCCCGUUCUGAAGCCGCUCAUGAUGCUGCUCUCGUCCUGCUCGGGGACGGCCACGGGUCAGACAGGCGUUCCAACUUCCUCCAAGGUGGAGCAUGAGCUUGUUCUUCUCCUCCAUCAGCUGUGCUGCGUUGUCUCCAAUGAUCCCUCCAUCCUCGAGCUGUUCUUCCACUCCAGUGAGGAUCAGGGAGCCGCUAACUUCCUGCUCUUUUCCCUCCUUGUUCCCUUCAUCCACAGAGACGGAGCGAUCGGGCAGCAGGCUCGCGACGCCCUGCUGCUAAUCAUGACCCUGAGCAAUGACAACCAGCGCGUGGCCAUGCACAUCGCACACAACACCUUCUUCUGUCCGGUGUUAGCCACAGGUCUAAGUGGUCUGUACUCAUCUCUGCCUGCAAAGCUGGACGUGCCCAGUGAAGACUGGCACUGCAUACAGAAGGACGAGUGGCAGCAGGAGCCCGCACUCGUUCACUUCCUUAACUCACUCGAGUUCUGUAACGCCGUCAUGCAGGUGGCUCAUCCGUCCAUCAGAGAUCAGCUGGUUGGCUACAUCAUCAACGGCUUUCUGGUUCCUGUUUUAGGACCCGCGCUGCACAAAAUGACUCUAGAGGAAGUGAUGACCACCACGGCAUAUCUGGAUCUCUUCAUAAGGACCAUCACUGAACCUGCGCUGCUGCAGACCUUCCUUAGCUUCAUCCUCCUCCAUCGCCAUGACAACGUGCAUAUCCUGGACACGCUCGUCAGCCGUAUCAACACGCCCUUCCAGUUGGGCACCGUGUCUCUUGCGCUUUUCCGCACUCUAAUUAGUCUGUACUGCGAGGACGUCAUGCUUCAGCUCGUAUUCAAGUAUCUGAUCCCGUGUAAUCACAUGAUGCAGAGUCAGCGGCGUGUCCUGAACGAGCGAGACUGCUAUUCCGUUUCCGCGGCUAAAUUUCUCGCCCUCACUCCAUCCUGCUGCUCUCCAGACUUCAUCGCACCACCGAUCCGACAGCUCGACUCCAUCACGUGGUCCAAGGUCACUGAUGGAGCUCAGUCAGAAACGACGGAGGCGUGUUCAUCGGAGCAGGACGAUCCCGGUCACAUGUGUGUAAUCGGCUCAGAGAUUCAACUGGACGUCAGCUACCUGCAUUACCUCUACGACGCGCGUAACGGCAUCAGCAGCUGCAUGCGCGCGUGCCACAUCUGGUCCGCCCCCUACGAUGGCGUGACCCCGUCUCCCGAGGACAAAUCUCGCCCUCGUGUGAUGUCGAAAGCUCUCACUGAUGUCGCGUCCACCUAUGGCGUGGAACUCGAGUGGGACGACAGUUACGACGCGGGUUCCGCGCGAGCACAGCGUGAAGCAGAGGAAGAAGAGAACCGAGCUGCGGCCAGCACACCGAAUGAUCCUCCGCAGCACAUCCAGGAACUCCGAAAGACGGCCACGCUGCUCGUCAACGGCUCCUACGUGGAGGAGUCGGAAUUCCAGGAUGACGUCAUGGUGUACGACCUGGUGGCGCAGAAGGAUGCCAACGAGUCCGGCGGCAGAAAGACGAUCGUUUCCGAAGCAGGUGUCCCCGAAAAGCCGGAAGAGUCUGAUGGAAUGUCAGAAAUCCAGAACGGUCCGGUGCAGCCAGGGACGGAGACGCAAAACGGCGUAAAGAAUGAAGCCGAUCAGAACUUGCACGAAGUUCAUGUGGAGAACGAAGACGACUUGGUGACGCAGUACGAAGAGCUGAUCCGCACUCUGGUCGUGGAAGCAAAAAGUCCAACGAGGACGCAACAAGAGUUAAAAAAGUCCUUAAUGGAGGAAGGGGAGGACGUGGACUUCAACUCGUUUUCCGCGGAGACGUCGGAAGCGGAAAAAUCGCCCUCGCCGUAUAAGGCUAAACCUCACAGCGGAAGCGCGAGUCACUGCAUGCCUUUUACAGGGCCGUUCGUGAGCGUGCUGUUCUCUCGGCUGGAGAACAUGCUGGAGAACUCUUUGCAGGUUAACCUUCUGUUAACGGGGAUCAUCGGUCAGCUGGCUGUCUACUCCCAGCCCCUGCUGCGCUCCUUCCUGUUAAACACCAACAUGGUGUUCCAGCCCAGCGUACGCUCGCUCUACCAGGUCUUGGCGUCGGUGAAGAAUCAGAUCGAGCAGCUGGCAGCGAGGCAGAAGGAUUUUCCUGAACUUCUCUUGGCGGCUCAGCAGUGUCUCCUGGCCAGAGAGACUUCUCUCCCAGUGCAAGAUUCACAGAAUGCCGAGAAGAACGCGAAGAUGCGAUCCAUCCAACCCAAGACCGUGGUUCCUCCGAACAGGACGGAGGUUUACGCCACUGUCGUCUUCACCGAGUUCCUGAAAGAACUGGCUGCCAUCACCCAGGAGCACUCCAUCCUCUCGUACGUCCCCAUGGAGGAGUAGAGACGAGUGGACACGACCCUCUCACUUUCUCAACAGGAGAGCAGAACAAGCCUAAUCUGGACGUGGAGUACAGAUCACCAUUUCUUCUUUUAUUUGUUUUUGUCUUCCCUUUUCUGGUGGAAGAACAGAGUGAGCUUUAUUCUGCCAUCUCAACAUCUCUCUAUUUAUAAAAAAAAAACAACGAGGGUUAUGUUAGAAGGAAAACAUCUUUUUUUUUCUUUUUUUUUCCUUUUAAUCCAACAGAUUUUUAGGUCUGAGAACUUGAGUUUCUUUCAGUCUUUAAACAAUGGACGUGUGUUCGCUUCAUUUCUUCAUUUAGACAUUUUUAAACACACUGCUUAUCUCCAGAUCUUUAUUUUAUCUACUUUAAUCCUGACUACUAGACGAGACAGAAGGUCGCUGUCUUCUCAAACCUCUGGAAGCUCGAUCGAAGAGUACAGCUUUUCCCCCCAUCUCUCGAGGCUUGCUACAGUAGAUCAAGACACCACUUCACUCGUAGAUUAAUUUCCAUUUAGAGAAGCAGAGCUGCAUGUUUUCCACAUCAGCUCGCCAUCUUGGGAACUCUUACGCUUCCAGGCGGAGUAUCGACGCCUGUUAAAUCGUCUCUCGUCCUCCAGGAGAGCUCCUUAACCUUAUAACUUUUUUUUUUUUAAAGACUUUUAAACUUAGUGCAAUGUAGACAGAAGUACCUCUCACAUAAAUCCUGGAUUUAUGUCCUUAAUCGUCUGUAGGAAAACAUUUUAGAUGCUGAUUUCUCCAGUUUUUAGUGCUACUCAAUGGAAAA
This is a messenger RNA of Clarias gariepinus (North African catfish), 3885 nucleotides long. RefSeq names its product FHF complex subunit HOOK interacting protein 1Aa (gene fhip1aa). The coding region runs from base 267 to 3101 and encodes 944 amino acids. The record is from RefSeq and is a predicted model, not a curated record. The transcript has 14 exons. NCBI's taxonomy places the organism in Eukaryota, Metazoa, Chordata, Actinopteri, Siluriformes, Clariidae.